Messenger RNA from Microcebus murinus (gray mouse lemur), 8005 nucleotides. RefSeq names its product collagen type IV alpha 3 chain (gene COL4A3). NCBI's taxonomy places the organism in Eukaryota, Metazoa, Chordata, Mammalia, Primates, Cheirogaleidae. Gene Ontology annotation, molecular function: extracellular matrix structural constituent. The record is from RefSeq and is a predicted model, not a curated record. Gene Ontology annotation, cellular component: collagen trimer.
GACGGGCCGCGCAGCUGAGCCUUUCAAAACCCGCCCUGGCCGGCUGGCGAGGCGAGCUCCACCGCCGGAGGUCCCCAACCCGCGCUGCGCAGGGGCCGCGGUGGCCCGAGAGCCUGCGGGUCCCCGGACGCGCUGGGGCUGCGAGCGGGCGCCCACCAUGCGCCCCGGCGCGGCGCGCGGGCCGCCGGCGCUCCUGCUGCCGCUCCUGCUGGUGCUCCUGGCGGCGGCGCCCGCGGCCAGCAAGGGCUGCGUCUGCAAAGACAAAGGCCGGUGCUUCUGUGAUGGGGCCAAAGGACAGAAGGGGGAAAGAGGUUUUCCUGGACCCCCAGGUUCUCCUGGCCAGAAAGGAUUCCCAGGUCCUGAAGGCUUCCCUGGACCACAGGGACCCAAGGGCUCUCCAGGACUUCCAGGACUCACUGGUUCCAAAGGUGUAAGGGGAGUAACUGGAUUACCAGGAUUUUCUGGUCCUCCUGGACUUCCAGGCAUCCCGGGCCAUGCUGGGCCUUAUGGACUUCCCGGGUUGCCAGGAUGCAAUGGUUCUAAGGGUGAGCAAGGGUUUCCAGGACUUCCAGGGACACCAGGCUACCCAGGGAUCCCGGGUGCUGCUGGUUUGAAAGGACAAAAGGGCACUCCUGCUAAAGGACAAGAAGUAGAACUUAAUGCAAAAGGUGACCCCGGGUUGCCAGGGACACCAGGAUCCCAGGGUCUGCCAGGCCCCCGAGGUUUCCCCGGGCCCAUCGGCCCACCUGGCCCCCCAGGAUCCACUGGCUUUCCAGGAGCCAUGGGACCUACAGGACCUAAGGGCCACAUGGGUGACAACAUGAUAGGACGAAAAGGAGAGCGGGGUGUGAAAGGAUUAACAGGACCCCCUGGACCACCAGGAACAGUUAUUGUGACCUUUACUGGACCAGAAAACAGAACGGACCUCAAGGGGGAGAAGGGAGACAAAGGAGCAAUGGGCAAACCUGGACAUCCUGGACCCCCAGGACCGCCUGGAGAAUCGUACGGAUCUGAAAAGGGUGCUCCCGGAGAACCUGGCCCACAGGGAAAACCUGGAAAAGAUGGUGCCCCUGGCUUCCCUGGCAGUGAGGGAGCCAAGGGCAACAGGGGCCUCCCUGGGUUAACGGGUGAAGAUGGCAUUAAGGGAUGGAAAGGCGACAUUGGCCCUCCAGGAUUUCGUGGUCCAACAGAAUAUUAUGAUGCCUAUCAGGAAAAGGGAGACAAAGGAAUUCCAGGCCCACCAGGGCCCAAAGGAGCUCGAGGCCCACAGGGUACUAGUGGUCCCCCCGGAGUUCCUGGAAGUCCUGGACCAUCAAGGCCUGGGCUCAGAGGAACCCCUGGGUGGCCAGGCUUGAAAGGAAGCAAAGGAGAACAAGGACCCCCCGGACAGAAUGCAGUGGGGCCUCCGGGGUCCCCCGGGUGUCCUGGGUCACCAGGCCCUCCAGGAUCGCCAGGACCUCCAGGCCCACCAGGUGACAUCAUUUUCCUCAGGGGUCCACCUGGAGAUCAUGGACCGCCAGGCUGCAUAGGGGCUCCAGGAAACCCAGGAGUGGAUGGGCCCAAAGGAGACCCAGGCCUCCCAUGCACACAGUGCCCUUACACCCCAGGACCUCCCGGCCUCCCAGGACUGCCGGGGCUACCUGGCGUAAAAGGAAUCCCAGGAAGGCAAGGUGCAGCUGGUGUGAAAGGAAGCCGGGGGUCCCCAGGAAGUGCAGGUCUUCCAGGAUUUCCAGGGUUCCCAGGUGUUCCGGGUGAUCCAGGACUUAAAGGAGAAAAAGGUGAAACACCUUGGCCUGAGGGACAAGUUGGUGCCCCAGGGGAACCCGGGCUCAGAGGGCAACCCGGGAGAAAGGGCUUGGAUGGAAUUCCUGGAACUCCGGGAGUGAAAGGAUUACCAGGACCUAAAGGAGAACCGGCUCCACGUGGUGAGAAGAGAGACCAGGGUCCUCCAGGGGAUCCUGGCUCCCCUGGGUCCCCAGGACCUGCAGGACCAGCUGGACCGGCUGGACCACCUGGCUAUGGACCCCAGGGAGAGCCUGGUCCAAAGGGCACCCAAGGAGUUCCUGGAGCCCCUGGACCACCCGGAGAAGCCGGUCCUAGGGGAGAAUUCAGUGUGUCAACACCAGUUCCAGGCCCCCCGGGCCCCCCAGGACCCCCUGGCCAUGCCGGCUCCCGAGGUCCACCCGGCAUUCCUGGAUCCAUGGGAAAGUGUGGUGAUCCUGGUCUUCCCGGGCCUGAUGGUGAACCGGGAAUUUCAAGAAUUGGAUUUCCUGGGCCUCCUGGACCUAAGGGAGACCGAGGUUUUCCAGGAACAAAAGGAUCACUGGGUUGUCCUGGAAAAAUUGGAGAGCCAGGGUUACCUGGAGAGCCAGGACCCCCAGGACCCAAGGGAGAACCAGCACUAGCCAUGCCUGGAGAACCAGGAACACCAGGUUUUCCAGGAGAAAGAGGCAAUUCUGGGGAAAAUGGAGAAAUUGGACUCCCUGGACUUCCAGGUCUCCCUGGAACUCCAGGAAAUGAAGGGCUUGAUGGACCACGAGGAGAUCCAGGGCAGCCUGGACCACCUGGAAAACCAGGACCCCCAGGAAGAUGCAUAGACGGUCCCAGGGGAGCUCCAGGACUUCCAGGAUUAAAUGGAUUAAAGGGGCAAGAAGGCAGGAGAGGUGAAACAGGGCCAAAGGGAGACCCGGGGAUUCCAGGCUUGGAUAGGUCAGGACUUCCUGGAGCACCUGGACCACCGGGAAUGCCGGGUCAUCGAGGCGAGAUAGGACCACCUGGUCAAAAAGGAUAUUCAGGAAACCCAGGAUUUGUAGGGCCACCAGGUGAAAAUGGAGUGGUCGGGAUGGUGGGCUAUCCUGGAGCCACUGGCCCCCCGGGGCCACCUGGGAACCCGGGCACCCCAGGUCACAGGGGUAGCCCUGGAGUUCCAGGAGUAAAGGGCAAGAGAGGACACCCAGGAGCAAAAGGGGACCCAGGAGACAAAGGGAACCCGGGUCCGUCUCAGAUAACCCUUUUAAAGGGGGACAAAGGAGAACCAGGUCAAAAAGGAUUUGCAGGAAAUCCAGGUGAGAAAGGAAACAGAGGCAUUCCAGGGUUACCAGGUUUAAAAGGCCUCAAAGGACUACAUGGGCCACCAGGACCACCAGGCCCCAGAGGAGAUCUUGGCAGUAUUGGGAGUCCUGGAGAACCUGGGCCACGUGGCAUGCCAGGAAGCGUGGGGAACAUGGGUGUACCAGGUUCUAAAGGAAAAAAGGGAACUUUGGGAUUCCCCGGACAAGCUGGAAGACCAGGCCUCCCAGGUAUUCACGGUCUCCAAGGAGAUAAGGGAGAGCCAGGUUAUUCAGAAGGUACAAGGCCAGGACCACCAGGACCAACGGGGGAUCCAGGAUUGCCAGGUGACAUGGGAAAGAAAGGAGAAAGAGGGCCACCUGGCCCACCUGGACAUUCGGGGCCUGCUGGACCUGAGGGAUCCCCUGGAAGUCCUGGAAGUCCUGGCCACCCAGGAAAGCCGGGUUUUGAUGGUGAUUUGGGUAAUAAAGGAAUCAAAGGCUUCCCAGGCCUUCCAGGAAUAAAAGGCCUCCCAGGCCUUCCGGGAUUCCCUGGAUCUCCUGGACCAGUGGGUAUGAGAGGUAACCAAGGACAUGAUGGAAUUCCUGGUCCGCCUGGAGAAAAGGGGGAAACAGGUUUACUGAGGGCACACCCAGGCCCAAGAGGGAGCCCUGGUGCUCGAGGAGCCAAAGGAGACAGGGGAGUCCCCGGCUUGCCCGGCCCCCCGGGCAGGAAAGGGCCAGAGGGGGAUGUGGGGCCUCCAGGGCCCAUUGGCAUCCAAGGACUCCCAGGGCCACCAGGUUUGCCUGGUGCAAUCAUCCCUGGCCAAAAAGGAAAUCGAGGUCCACCGGGCUCAAGAGGAAACCCAGGUGAGCCAGGUCCUCCUGGCCCUCCGGGGAGUCAUGUAAAAGGCAUAAAAGGAGAAAAAGGGUUUAUGGGCCAGCCUGGCCGAAACGGUCUACCUGGAACUGUAGGAGACAUAGGGCCACCAGGUCAUCCGGGAGCACCAGGUACCCCAGGUCUUCCAGGGCUCAGAGGUGAUCCUGGAUUCUAUGGGUUUCCAGGCGUGAAAGGAGAGAAGGGUAAUCCAGGAUUUCCAGGAUUAAUUGGGCCUCCAGGGCCAAUUGGACCAAAAGGACCACCUGGUGUACGUGGAGACCCUGGCACACUUAAGAUCAUCUCCCUUCCAGGAAGUCCUGGGCCACCUGGCCCACCUGGAGAACCAGGGAUGCAAGGAGAACCUGGGCCACCAGGGCCACCUGGAUACCUAGGACCUUGUGGGCCAAGAGGUAAACCAGGCAAGGAUGGAAAACCAGGAACCCCUGGACAAGUUGGAGAAAAAGGCAACAAAGGUUCUAAAGGAGAGCAAGGACCACCUGGAUUAGAUGGAUUGCCAGGUUUGAAAGGAAAACCUGGAGACAUUGGAUCACCUGCAACCAGAACAACAAGGAGAGGCUUUGUCUUCACCCGACAUAGUCAAACAACAGUGAUUCCUUCAUGUCCAGAAGGGACAGAGCCACUAUACAGUGGGUUUUCCCUUCUUUUUGUACAAGGAAAUGAAAGAGCACAUGGACAAGACCUUGGAACUCUUGGCAGCUGCCUGCAGCGAUUUACCACAAUGCCAUUCUUAUUCUGUAACAUCAACAAUGUAUGCAGUUUCGCAUCUCGAAAUGAUUAUUCAUACUGGCUGUCAACACCAGCUCUGAUGCCAAUGGACAUGGCUCCGAUUACUGGCAGGGCCCUUGAGCCUUAUAUUAGCAGAUGCACUGUCUGUGAAGGUCCUGCAAUCGCCAUAGCCGUUCACAGCCAAACCACUGAUAUUCCUCCAUGUCCCCAAGGCUGGAUUUCUCUCUGGAAAGGAUUUUCUUUCAUCAUGUUCACAAGUGCAGGCUCUGAAGGCGCUGGGCAAGCACUGUCAUCCCCUGGCUCCUGCUUAGAAGAAUUCCGAGCCAGUCCAUUUCUAGAAUGUCACGGAAGAGGAACAUGCAACUACUAUUCAAAUUCCUACAGUUUCUGGCUAGCCUCAUUAAACCCAGAGAGAAUGUUCAGAAAGCCUAUUCCAUCAACUGUGAAAGCUGGGGAAUUAGAAAACAUAAUAAGUCGCUGUCAGGUGUGCAUGAAGAAAAGACAUUGAAGAAAUCCAAGAAAACUGUACUAUUUUUCAUCCUAAAAGAACAAAGUAAUGACUUGGAACAUGCUUUUAUUUAGAUAUUUUUCUCUAACCAAACAACACUGCUCUAUGAUGGCUUAGUACAAAUUUUCAAUUUGUUUCCCCAUAUAACAAAGCAUUUCUUUUAAGUUAGUUCUGUGCUCUUGGUCUCUAAAUCUGUGCUAUUUCAAAGUUCCCUGUAGCAAGGCAGCAACUUUUCACAAAAUAUUAUUGAAAGUGUAUUCUUCUUGUAUCCAAUGCACUAUCAAAAUGGUGACUAUAUAAAAUCUGAAUGCUGCAAGUUAAGAAAUAUUUGGUUCACUGGAUUCCCAACAUUUGUCCUCUUCUCUAUUCUAGUCUUUGAGACUCAGGGAGACUAAAUUAGUCUUAGAUCGCCACCCAGCCACCCCUUCCUGAAACAUUAGACCCUGGGUAGAGAAGGAAAUGGGGGCAUAAGGAAUACUAAGGCAUCAUGAAUAGAACUGGACUUUCACACCUGUUGAGUAACCUAACAGUUAGCCUUAGGGAACACAGAAUUGACUUGAGGUUCACGGAUUUUCCAGGACUCUUUCAAACAUACCCAAGACUAAAGGCAAAAGUGGAGGUCCCUGAAUGGAACCAUAAUAGCCUUGGAAAUACUGUAUGGUUUUGUUUUGUAUUUUUUAAAGAAAUUUUUGUUUGUUUAUUGAAUUCAUUUCACUGCAGCUAUAAAGCCUGCUUGUAUUCAAAGUAGAUAAAAUUUUCCCCUACUGAAUUAAUUUUAACAGUCUGUUGUUUCACACAUACUAUGAAAUGUAUCCAACUUUAACUUCUCUUUUACAAGCACACUCAUAUGAAUAACAAGGACAUUACUCCUGAAAUGUGCACUUUAUCCCCAUCCCUAUAAAUGUUGGUGCAUGCAUACCUUAUAUAAUUGAAUAGUUCAAUACUCCAUGAACAAAACUUCAGGCAUUUUUUGGCAUAUCGGGCUCAGAACAUUUUUUCUUUGCUCUAAAUAUUUCAUUACUCUGGGUUUCAUAGAUUUAUAUUCCUUUGUUACUUCUCUAAUUCUUCCUUUAUAAAGAACAUGUUUUUAUGUUAUGUAUUCUUACAAGCAUUAUUGAAAGAGUCCACUGUUUAAAAAUCUUAAUGUACAAAUUGUAUAACUUGGCAGCUGUAUGUCUUAAAACUUGAUUUUGAGUGUGUUCAUGCAUUCUCAAGGUUACUAAAUCCAAUUUAACAAGAAUUUUAUUCAGCAUCAAGCCAUGUCCCAGGCACUGUGCUAAAUUCUAAAUCUAGAGAGAGAGAGAGAGAGAGAGAGAGAGAGAGAGAGAGAGAGAGAAAGAAAAGAGACCUGUUUCUGAUCUACUAACCCAGAAAAGGUAACUUAUUGUUCUAAGACUCUCACAUAUGUAAGUUGCUCCCCUCCUCCCCUUUUUUCUUCCUUUGUCACUGUUUUUAUAUUUUAUCAUCACAAAUCAGCAGGCCUGAGUCAAAGUUUAAAAAUAAGAUCUAUGCCCAGGGAAAACCCAGGACUUCAAGCUUCUCUUAGUUAUCCAAGAAGCUAGGGUCUGGACAAUGUUAAGAAAACAAAGAACUACAAAACAUUAAAUACCAUUUAUACUUGAUGAUAGCACUAUUUGAUGAGUCUUAGAGGCCAGGCAUCAUGAAACAAAGCCUUGAAGAUGCUUCUUGAUCCACCUAGGUGGAGUUGGUGGUGCUGAUAUUUAAAUUCAGGCUAUUGCUUCAAUCUCAAUUGCUUUGUAAGUGAAUACAUGAUGCCAGAAGACAGCACAGACUGUGACCAUGGUUUACAUUCUUCACUGCUCACGUGAUUGCUGUCAAGUCAUUUUUACAUCUAAACUAACAUGUGCAGCAUUUUACUUAGACUCAUCUAAUAUUAAAACUUUUCUGCUGUAAAAAUGUUCUACUGUCCCAAUUGUACUGUAGUGGCAUAUAGGGAGAGCUAAUCUCUGCACACCUUCUGCAGGCCAGUAGUUCUCAAAAUGUCUGGGAACUUGUUAUAAAUGCAAAUUCCACAGUCCACUCCAGAACCACAGAAUCAGCAACUCUGAGUGUAGGACCCCAAAACUGUGUUUUAACAAGCCUUCCAUGUGAUUCUGACGCUUUCUAGAGACUGAGAAUAACUGCUCUAGGCAAACACCCAAGAAACGCUACGGGCAGUUCCCAGGCAGGGCUGGCUACACUUGCUCCACCUUUGCCUCUUUUUAAAGUCCAGAAUCACAGAUGACCUGAAGAUAAUCUGCUUUUACUCAUGAGUAAAAGCCCAAGAUUGGUGCUAAUGCCAAAUGACUGGCCUCCGCUAGUCCCCAGGCUUCCUUCUUCUCUUGCCCUCUCAUCAGUAUUUACCUUCUGAGGAAGACAAGUGACGCUAAUGCCUUAAAUUCCAAUGAAGCUAUACGAACAGUUGUUCAGUCAUACUUCUAAGACUUCACUUAGAAGUACUUCGGCAUUAAAAUAUCACUCAUGUGCAUUAUUUUAGAGAUAAUUAUGAAUAGCUUAUAAAAAUUAUGAAGAUGUAACAUUACAGACAAAAUGUAAGAAACUUGUUUUUUUUAAAUUUGAGGCUUCAACCUUGGAAUUUCACAGUGUGCUAAAAUAAUGGAUUUCUCAGAGGUCUUUCUGCAAGAUAAACAUUAUUAAGUAACUUAUUUAUAAAAGUAUUAAAGUAAUGCUUAAAUUUGAAUUUUAUUGCUAACUUACAAAGAUUUUCUAUGUAUCAAAUGUAACUGCUACUAAACUUAAUUUAAUAUUUACUCUAUAACCAAAUGAAAUGUAUUUAAAAUAUAUUGAAUAUUUUAUAUUGUU